CAAAAUAGAAUCUAUAAUUUCAUGGACAAUUACAUGAGAUCGCCUCGUACUUUAUUGUUUUCCUCAAGAACAGCUCAAGGAAUGUGUGACAUAUACGAAUGAUUGAGGGGAGUAUUUCAAGUGACGUAACAAGAAGUUUUUUGGUGCACUGAUCUGAUAUUUGAUCCGCUAUUUGAUUUGCUAUCAUCUUCAUCGGCUGCGUUGCUGAUUAAAGGUUAUUCACGCGGUCUCGUGGAAACUGCGGAAUGUGUUGUCGUGAUACAUAUCAGACGGAUAGUUCACGUUGGUGAGAUCAGUUCGUUUCUCUGUUUGAAAGAACGUUUUAUAGGAAAGUUGGGAGAAUAAGGAAGGCAAAGAAUAUCUACCUUAAAGAAGAAUCAACUGAAACCUACGAUUCAGACCAGCUCACUUGUUUAUCACGGAUCAGCUUCAAAUUUGAAAAGGAAACGAGAACCAUGCCAACUGGUAGGGCAAGUGAUACAACUCAUGACAAACCACUGAGCGACGAGUGUAGAAAGAUUCUGAACAGAGUAAAAUAUUGCCUUGUAAAAGAUAUGGAUGCAGAAGAAGUUUUACUAAAAAUGGCAGCUGAGAACGUCUUUACCACGACUGAAGAAGACAAAAUAAAAGCGAAGCCAACACGAUCGGAAAAAAAUGGGCAAUUGCUAGAAAUUUUACCAACAAAGGGUACAAAAGCCUAUGAAAUCUUCAAGAAAGUACUCCAGGAAGUUCAUCAGCACCUUGCAAACAUAAUUUUGGAACGUGAAAACACGGAACUGAGAAGUAAUGAAAACUCAGGGCAAGCUGACAGGGCAAGACAGGAAACUGACUCAAUUGAAAACGAACUUAGAAAGGAAGUCGUUACUUUUCAACGAUGCUUAUCAAUACUGGAAGAAGCGGGAAACUGUUGGAAGGAACUUGGAGCAGAACUUCAAAUAUCAGAAAGCAAACUUCGCAAUAUAGAAACAGAUCAUCAACGCGCUAGAGAUAAAGCAUCUGCCGUACUUGAAAAAUGGAGGGAUAUCAAAGGGCGUGACGCGACUGUAGGAUGCCUUUUGGACGCCUUUGAAAGAAGUGGCCAAAAAAGGAUUGCAGAUAAUUUGUUAGAGUUAUGGCGAGCCGAACUGUAGGACAGUCCCUGGCCGUGAGAAAGUAAACAACCGAGUGAAUUACUCAAAGAAUUUGAGGAAAGCAAUGCUACUUCAAUUAAAAAAAAACUGCGGGAAGGCAAAGUCAUAUGAUGGAUAUAAUUAUAGUUAGUUGAAUGAAUUGACAAUACCCUAGAUUUAAUGGGCUUGAAAACAUUUGCAUAGGCUUCCACUAGCUUGAGAGGCAGGGAGCAUUUUAAAUAUGUCAACCAAUUAAUUCUGCUUUAAUGUGAUAUAGACAAGUUGGAGGGAAAAAAUAUCAGCUUUCUUUACUAAAUAUCGAAAAGUUAGACAACUAACAAAUUUCUCUAUUAUGAUGUACAGGUAUACUUAUGCGUUUUUUAGUGAGCUGAAUCUAAAAAAUUUACGCCGACAUUCGCUUUUAUUUUCAAACUCUUUCCUCAGUCGUGUAAUGUGAUCUUCCGGCCGAGGGUAGUCCUGAAAAGGUCUGUUAACGGUUAAAGUGACUGAAGUUUGGACAGUUCCCAUUCGAAGCUGUGAGUACCUAAAAUGACAAUAUUUUUUGUCAAAACUGCCUAUUGGAUUUCUAAGCUUCUUAAUAGUGCCACUGAGUACGGAAAAAAGUUUGACGCAAGAGUAACGCUGGGAACAUGCAGUAUGAGAUAUAUUAUAAUAUCAGUUAUAAUUAUCGUAAAUCUGAAUGUCUCUGGCUAAGUAAACGAACGUCAUCGACACUGGAACUUUUGAAUCUUGAGAGUUUCCAUUCAAUUUCGCUUGGAGAGAGUACGACAAACGAACAACUUUUCAAAGGCGGAUUUAUUGUAAAUCUGAAUGUUCGACCACUGUUAGUUAUUAUUAGGCUACAUCGAAAGGUUACACAGUCAAGAAAAGAUCAAAGCCAUCAAACUUUGGACAAACCUA
Pocillopora verrucosa is the source of this 2030-nucleotide messenger RNA. The record is from RefSeq and is a predicted model, not a curated record. NCBI's taxonomy places the organism in Eukaryota, Metazoa, Cnidaria, Anthozoa, Scleractinia, Pocilloporidae.